GCUGGGUUUUCAGUCGUCAGACGACAGCAUCCAACACAAGUCGCACAGUUGCGGAAUCCACAGAAGCUUCAUAGAAAAAACUAUCUUAGCAUCACUUCACUGAGCAAUCUUAGCUGAUCUUACACGAUGUUUGGCCAUCAACGGAUUAUGCUCUUCUGCUUCUGCUUGGUAUCCCUGCUCGUCGCUUCCCUGGCCCUGGAGGAGUCCACAGACAUAGAGGAGGAUGUGAUCAGCAUUGCUAACCAAACCCAGAAGGUGAUCCGUGUCCAUCCGCAUGACUUGCCACCCAAAAAGGACAGCACCGGCAGCCAAAUGAACUCGGCCUUCUUCCAGAUCCAGACCCUGAGACCAGGCAGUAGUUACGGGGCAGGAUCCGCUCCAGAAUCCGUAACCGACAACGGUAAACGCCAGUAUUUGGACUCAAAACAGAUGCGAAAGCGUCGACCCCGGCCCCCAGUGAAGGCAGUGGACCAGGUGAUGGCCACCAGUGGUGAAGAUGCGACGCUCCGAGCCUUGAAAUACGAACUAAAAGCCUUUCCCAAGCAGAAACUCAAGCAGCAGAAGCAGCUCAACUUGGACGCUAAGGGUGACGGUGUCCAGGUCCGUCUGUCCCUGGAUGGGAAUCAGGCGGAGUCCCGGUCUGUGCCCGUCCAGAUGACGCCGGGCCCCUAUCCCAUAUACUAUGUGCUGUCGAGGAGCAACGGUCGCUUUGGCAAGUUCCCCGUCAAGGCCUUCCGCUCGCCGGCCGAGUUCUCCAAGUAUCUGGUGAAGAGCAAGGCGGAGCCCAUUGGCAGGGAUCAGCGUUUUGAGUUAAUCGGUGCCCGGUGAUCCUCCUUUAAUCUCCUUAAACUAUAGUCAAAGCUUAACUCUAAUCGUAGAAAUAAUUAUAAAUUAUGAAUUAUAAACGCUAAUGGCCGCAAUAAACCCAUGUCUAAAUUUA
Molecule: messenger RNA, 940 nt
Organism: Drosophila serrata
Lineage: Eukaryota; Metazoa; Arthropoda; Insecta; Diptera; Drosophilidae
Source: RefSeq, a predicted model, not a curated record